Messenger RNA from Nothobranchius furzeri (turquoise killifish), 3566 nucleotides. Its product is annotated as polyisoprenoid diphosphate/phosphate phosphohydrolase PLPP6. Gene Ontology annotation, molecular function: sphingosine-1-phosphate phosphatase activity. The record is from RefSeq and is a predicted model, not a curated record. Lineage: Eukaryota; Metazoa; Chordata; Actinopteri; Cyprinodontiformes; Nothobranchiidae.
AACAAAACAUUUUAUAACCUACAAAAGGAGUUCCCACACUUUGAAAUCACACCCUGGGACAGAGAUGAUUUAAUCGGUAUCCCUGGUCACGUGAGCAGAUCCGGUUCCAAAGUGGAGGGACCCGUUAGGUGCGCGUCUGAGCGCAGCGGGAUCCAGGAGGACACUGAUCUCCGAGGACACUCAGACAGAGACAUGUCCUCCUCAGCGGUUAGCAGACGGAACAGCUGCCGAGCAGUGGUGAGUGGAAGCCGGUCAGAGGGCCACCCAGCCCGCCGCCGGGCCUCCAGCUGCCCUUACUUUUCUCCUGGAGCGCAAAGCGAAGUCUUCUCCGUGAGUCUGAAGCAGCCCAUCUUCACCAUAACGCUCCGCUUCCUGCUGGCGGUGGACCUGUGGCUGUCCAAGAGGCUCGGAGUGUGCGCCUGCGAGGGCUCACCGUGGGGCAGCAUCCGGCCUCUGGCGCGGCUGGUGGAGUUCUCCGGACAUGUCAUCCCGUGGCUCUCUGGGACCGUGUACUCUCUGCUCCGAGGAGAGAGCGCGGCGAAGCAGGAGGUCAUGCUGAAUCUGACCCUGGCUCUGAUUCUGGACCUGCUGCUGGUCAGAACCGUGAAGAGGCUGGUCAAACGUAGAACUCCUGCUCAGAACCGAUCGGACCUCCUCUCCUCCUUCUUUGUGGAGCGUUACUCCUUUCCCUCCGGCCAUGCCUCCAGGGCGGCCUUGUGUGCCCGCUUCUUCCUGGCCCAGCUGGUGGACACGGCCUCGGUGCGGGUCCUGGUGGUGGGCUGGGCCGUCCUGGUGAGUCUGUCCCAACUGCUGCUCUCCAGAAACCAUGUGACCGAUGUGGGCUUCGGCCUGGCCAUGGGCUACUGCCAGUACAGCCUGGUGGGAAGGCUGUGGCUGACCUGGGACUGUCUGCAGGACCUGGUGCUCAUGUCUCUGAGAGAGAACCUCGACAGGGCUUAUGCUGGAGUCUGGACUGUAGACCGGAAACGAUAAGCGUGUGUGUUUGUGGAACAUGUGUAACAUGAAAAAAUGGGACUUUCAAAUUCCCUUUUUGCUUUAUUUGGUUUUCAGCUAAAGUUUCUUCUCACCUGAAUUCUUUUUUCUUUUUGCUGCUUAUCUUUUACUGAGCUGAACUCAUAUUUUGUGCAAUUCUUUUUCCUGCCAAAUAAACGAAAUGAACGAGUUUGCAUCAUGAAUAGAUGUAAUUUAAUGUCAGUUACGCGUUUUCGUGCAGUGUGAAGGCCAGGGUUGGAUGUGUGGGGCUGCUUUCUCUGUGCUUUCAUUCUGAGCUGUGGCUCUAUAUUUACGCAGGGGAAAGUCAACACACUCAUCCAAGUUUCCAUCAGCUGCUGCUCGGGCUCCUGACGGUCGUUAUCACAGCACAACACGUCUCAUCUCCUCAUACAGAGCUGAGCUGCUCUCACCUGUAAAACCUGCAGCUUUAACCCUAACCCUGACCCAGACUGAAGACAUGAGGGUGAUGGAGAGGUCAGAUCCAGACCGCGUACACGACCCAGAUUCUAAAUUGUGAACUGAUCAAACGUUUCUGCUCAAGUGCAGAUCCAGCCAGCCAGCCCUAGAGGGCAGUGUGUCACAACACAGUACGUUGUCCAGUACUGUACCCCUCAUAGAUUUCUUCUAAUUUAUGUCAAACCUAAACGUUUAAUAUUAGUCAAAGUCCCAUUAGUUGUCACACACACUGAUGUGUGUGUGAAAUUUGUUCUCCGCAUUUGACCCAUCCCCUGGGGGAGUGGUGAGUUGCAGACACAGCCGCGCUCGGGAGACAUUUGGUGGUUUCAUCCCCCAAUCCAACCCCUUAAUGCUGAGUGUCAAGCAGGGAGGCAUUGGGUCCCAUUUUUUAAAGUAUUUGGUUUGACCCGACUACGAAUCAAAUUAGAAUUCAUUCAUCCAUCUUCUGAACCCGCUUGUCCAUGUAGGGUCACGCGGGGACUGGUGCCUAUCUCCAGCGGUCAACGGGCAAUCAGGCGGGGUACAUCCUGGACAGAGAGCCAGUCCAUCGCAGGGCAACACAGGACAAACAAUCAUGCACACACACACACACACACACACACACACACACACACCUAAGGACAAUUUAGACGGACCAGUUAACCUAACAGUCAUGUUUCUGGACUGUGGGAGGAAGCCCGAGUACCCGCAGAGAACCCACGCAUGCACAGGGAGAACAUGCAAACUCCAUGCAGAAAGAUCCCAGGUCGGGAAGCGAACCCAGGACCUUCUUGCUGCAAGGCAACAGCUCUAACCACUGCGCCGCCAAAUUAGAAUUCAAAUUUGAUAAAAGUAAAACAGAAGUAGGAGGAGGAGUUUAAGUAUCUCGGGGGGUCUUGUUCAUGAGUGAGGGAAAGAUGAAGCGUGAGAUCGAUAGGUGGAUUGGUGCUGCGUCUGCAGUGAUGCGGGCGUUGCACCGGCCUGUCUUGGUGAAGAGAGAGCUGAGCCGGAAGGCAAAGCUCUCUAUUUAUCGGUCGAUCUACGUUCCUACCCUCACCUUUGGUCACGAGCUUUGGGUAGUGACAGAAAGAACGAGAUCGUGGAUACAAGCGGUCCAAAUGAGUUUUCUCCGCAGGGUGGCUGGGCUCUCCCUUAGAGAUAGGGUGAGAAGCUCGGUCAUCUAGGAGGGGCUUAGGGUAGACCCGCUGCUCCUCCACGUGGAGAGGAGCCAGUUGAGGUGGCUUGGACAUCUGGUCAGGAUGCCUCCUGGACGCCUCCCUGGUGAGGUUUUACGUGCGUGUCCCAAGACCCAGGACAUGUCUCUCGGCUGGCCAGGGAAUGCAUUGGAUUCCCCUGGAAGAGCCGGUCCAAGUAGCUGGGGAGAGGGAAGUCCGGGUUUCCCGGCUUAGGCUGCUGCCCCCCGCGGCUGAUGGAUGGUAAAAUAAAAAGUGUAGUUUUAAAUGAUGAUAAUCCAAACCAACCUGGCCUCACAUCAAAGCCAUAACACUCUUGGUGUUUGCUAUGAACACCGAUGAGUCCUUUGUUACUGUGGAGGAGUUUUAUCCUGCUCCUGUGAAACAGCAGAGCAGACCCAGACCAUCACACUUCCACCACCCUGGCUGACUGUUGUUUUGUGUUAGUUUGACUCCAGAUGCACAUCCAGUAAGUUCUGCUUCUGUCUUGUCUUCCACAGAUUUUUUUUUUUUAAUUUCUCUAGAACAGGGUAGGAUUUGUUGUGCUUUGAGAUCUUUUGGCCGACUUUCUGUUGUCUGAUAGUUUGGUCUGAAAAACUUGUUACCCAUCUGACUAAUCAGGUCUGGGUGUGGCUGAGGAACUGAACUCAGCUUUAAAUAAUGAAACAAAAUAAUAAUUUUUAUUUUAACUUUGUGCAAUUAAAUCUCAGGGACAUUCAUUCUCAUACAUUCUAAAUGUACGAGAGUUGAUCAUAAAUAUUUGGUACUCAUCUUUUAUUGUGAUGGUUGUGAUGUCUCUAAGCUCCAUAUCAGCCAUAUAAAAAGUCCUCAUUACUCCUCCAAUAAUCAUCCUUUUUGAGGUUUACUUUUAUUUAUAUAUUUGAAUGCUGACAUUGUCUUCAUGGUGGUGCAGUUUGUGCUAAA